UGCACGAAGUAGGUAUGAUUUGUCUAGAGAAAAAGACUGGAGUGACAUGAUAGCAGUAUUCCACUGUUUGGAGGGCUGUCAAUAAGAAGCGGGGAUCAACUUAUUUUCGAAAGCACCAGAAGGCAAGACAAGAAACAAUGGAUGGAAACUAAUCAAGGAGAGAAGCAACCUGGAAUUGAGGAGAAACUUCCUAACAGUGAGGACAAUUAACCAGCGAAACAGCUUUGCUUUCAGAAGUUCUGGGUGCUUCAUCACUGGAGGUCUUUAAGAAGAGACUGGACAGUCAAUUGUGUGAAAUGGUAGGAUCUCCUGUUUGAGCAGGGGGCCAGACGAGAAGACCUCCAGAGUCCCUGCCAGUUAUAUUGUGAAUGAGGUGAAAGGCAUGUAAGCUGGAAUUUUUUUCUGCUUCUUCUGAAAUCUUGUCUGAAAAGAGAGCUGAAUGGCCUUGGAAAAUGUGGCCAGACCUCUUGUGGACAUAAAAACCUGUGGAGAUCCAUGGGUCCAUUUUGGAGCUUUAUUAGAGACCAGAGAGAAGAUGGAGGGACAACACCCAGCAGAUGCAGAAAUUAGAAAAGGCCCCUCAGCUGCUCAGCCUUGGAGCUGUGGGAAAAAUGGGGCAAGUCCCGGAUGGAGGAGCCACGAAGAGGCAUCCAAUAGUUCAGAGGUCCAAUGCUGUCACUUCAGAAAAGUGCAGUUUCAGGAGGGGAGCCGUCCCCGAGAUGUUUGCACUCAGCUUCACUACCUUUGUCAUCAGUGGCUGCAACCAGAAAAACACACCAAGGCUCAGAUGCUGGACCUGGUGCUCCUGGAACAAUUCCUGGCUGUCCUUCCCCCAGAGAUGGCAAGAUGGGUGCGGGAGUGUGGAGCAGAGACCAGUUCCCAGGCGGUGUCCCUGGCCGAAGGCUUCUUGCUGACUCAGGAGGAGGAAAACAUGCAAGAAGAGUUGCAGAAAUCCAUGGAAGCUGUGACGGAGUAUCCUAAGGAGGGGAAAGAUUCAUUCAGAUCUUCUCAAGAACUGCUCUUCAGGGAGAACUUCCAGAAAGACCAAAGUCAAGACGCUACAGGUGUAGCUGAACUGCUACUUCAGGAUGUUGUGUCCUUUGAGGAAGUGGCCGUGUAUUUCUCCAAGGAGGAAUGGUCUCAACUGGAUGCUGACCAAAAAGCACUCCACGGAGAAGUCAUGUUGGAGAAUUCCAGGAAUCUGGCUUACCUGGUUUUCAUUUUUCUUUUUCAAGGCUUUAAUGGGCAAGAGAAUAAGAAUUGCAAGGAAGAAUGCCAAGUGAUCCAUUCGAAAGGGGGGGAAAGGAAAUUUGUAGAUUAUAGAACAGAUUCAGAGUAUGGAAAGACCUUUACUUGUAGCAGUAAUCUUAAUUCCCACAAGAGGAUCCACUCAGGAGAAAGACCUUAUGAAUGCAUGGAGUGUGGAAAGAGCUUUACUCGUAGCAAUCAUCUUCAUCGCCACAAGAGGAUCCACACAGGGGAAAGACCUUAUGAAUGCAUGGAGUGUGGAAAGAGUUUUACUCGUAGCAGUCAUCUUAAUUCCCACAAGAGGAUCCACUCAGGAGAAAGACCUUAUGAAUGCAUGGAGUGUGGAAAGAGUUUUACUCGUAGCAGUCAUCUUAAUUCCCACAAGUGGAUCCACACAGAAGAGAAGCCAUAUCAAUGCAUGGAGUGUGGAAAGACCUUUGCUUCUAAAAGUCAGCUUAAUUCCCACAAGAGGAUCCACUCAGGAGAAAGACCUUAUGAAUCCAUGGAGUGUGGAAAGAGGUUUACUUGUAGCAGUAAUCUUAAUUCCCACAAGUGGAUCCACACAGAAGAGAAGCCAUAUCAAUGCAUGGAGUGUGGAAAGACCUUUGCUUCUAAAAGUCAGCUUAAUUCCCACAAGAGGAUCCACUCAGGAGAAAGACCGUAUAAAUGCAUGGAAUGUGGAAAGAGUUUUGCUCAUAGGAGUCAACUUUAUUCCCACAAAUGGAUCCACACAGAAGAGAAGCCAUAUCAAUGCAUGGAGUGUGGAAAGAUCUUUGCGUUUAACAGUCAUCUUAAUUCCCACAAAGGGAUCCACUCAGGAGAAAGACCUUAUGAAUGCAUGGAGUGUGGAAAGAGGUUUACUCGUAGCAGUCAUCUUCAUCGCCACAAGAGGAGCCACACAGGAGAAAGACCUUAUAAAUGCAUGGAGUGUGGAAAGAGUUUUGCUCAGAGCAGUCAUCUUAAUUCCCACAAGAGGAUUCACUCAGGAGAGAAGCCAUAUCAAUGCAUCGAGUGUGGAAAGAGCUUUACUCGUAGUAAUGGUCUUAAUUCCCACAAGAGGAGCCACACAAGGUCAUAUAAAUGUUUGCUGUGUGGAGAUGGCUUUAGAAAGAGUUGUGAUCUCACUUUCCAUAAAAGGAGCCAUACGGAAGAAAAAAAACAUAUGAAUGCAUGGAGUGAGGAAAGAACUUUGCAAGGAGUAAAGCUCUUACUUGCUAUAGAAGCAUCCAGACACAAGAGAAACCAUAUGAAUAAAGGAAUUCUAGAAAGAGCUUCAAUAGAAAUCCAGCCGAGGCUUGAAAGCUCCGAUUCUGCUUCCCACCCUCGCUGUGAACUUUCGGAGACUAGGGAGAAGAUGGAGGGACAACACCCAGCAGAUGCAGACAUUAGAAAAGGCCCCCCAGCUGCUCAGCCUUGGAGCUGUGGGAAGAAUGGGGCAAUUCCUGGACGGAGAAGCCACGAAGAGGCAUCCAGUAGUUCUGAGGUCCAAUGCUGUCACUUCAGAAAAGUGCAGUUUCAGGAGGGGAGCCAUCCCCGAGAUGUUUGCACUCAGCUUCACUACCUUUGUCGUCAGUGGCUGCAACCAGAAAAACACACCAAGGCUCAGAUGCUGGACCUGGUGCUCCUGGAGCAAUUCCUGGCUGUCCUUCCCCCAGAGAUGGCAAGAUGGGUGCGGGAGUGUGGAGCAGAGACCAGUUCCCAGGCGGUGUCCCUGGCCGAAGGCUUCUUGCUGACUCAGGAGGAGGAAAACAUGCAAGAAGAGUUGCAGAAAUCCGUGGAAUCUGUGACCGAGUAUCCUAAGAGGGGGAAAGAUUCAUUCAGAUCUUCUCAAGAGCUGCUUUUCAGGGAGAACUUCCAGAAGGAUCAAAGUCAAGACGCUACGCAAGAGAGUAGAAAGCUGUCCUUGGAGUUUUUAGAAUCACCUUUUUGUGCUGGAGCUGAAGGAUUAGCUGAACGGCUACUUCAGGAUGUUGUUUCUUUUGAGGAAGUGGCCGUGUAUUUCUCCAAGGAGGAGUGGUCUCAACUGGAUCCUGACCAAAAAGCGCUCCAUGGAGAAGUCAUGCUGGAGAAUUCCAGGAAUCUGUUUUGUCUGGGCUUUAAUGGGCAAGAGAAUAAGAAUUGCAAGGAGGACCGCCAAGCCAUCCAUUCGAAAGGAAGGAAAAGGAAAUUUGUAGAUCAGAUGCAGCCAAAAAGGGAAGAAACAAAGCAAUCACAAAGUGGAAUUAAAGAAAGUCUUUCUCAGAUCAGUUGGCUUCCUAACCAUACAGUGAUCGAUAUGGGAGAAAGACCAUAUAAAUCCAUGGAGUGUGGAAAGAUGUUCAAUAAAUCCGAUCAUCUCAUUUCUCAUGAAAAGGCACAUUCAGAAGAGCAACCAAAUACCUGCAGGGAGUGUGGAAAGACCUUUUCUUAUAAUCACUCUCUUAGAAGACACGAGAGGAUCCACACAGGAGAAAGACCUUAUAAAUGCAUGGAAUGUGGAAAGACCUUUACUUGUAGCAGUAGUUUGAAAUCCCACAAUUUGAUCCACACAGGAGAGAAGCCAUAUCAUUGCAUGGAGUGUGGAAAGGGUUUCAGGAAGAGCGGUAAUCUUAAUACCCACAAGAGGAUCCACACCGGAGAGAAACCGUAUCAAUGCAUGGAGUGUGGAAAGACCUUCUGUUAUCAUCAUUCUUUUAAAACCCAUAAAAGGAAUCACAAAGGAGAAACACCUUAUAAAUGCAUGGAGUGUGGAAAGACCUUUACUUAUAGCAGUAGUCUGAAAUCCCACAAGAGGAUCCACACAGGAGAAAGACCUUAUAAAUGCAUCCAGUGUGGAAAGACCUUUACUCGUAGUAAUGAUCUCAAUUACCACACGAGGAUCCACACAGGAGAAAGACCUUAUAAAUGUGUGGAAUGUGGAGAGGGCUUUAGAAGGAGUAGUGAUCUCACAUCCCAUAAAUGGAUACAUACGGGAGGAAAAAACCAUAUGAAUGCAUGGAGUGGAGCCUUGAGAUCUGUCAAGGCAGAAGUUGGACUCGGAGGAAACUGCUCCCUGCAAACUUUGUCCUCCACCCUUCCACACUCAGUAAUGUCGUCCUCCGCCUCUUGCUUUGGUGGGAGGGGGUACCAGACAUGUGAUGGCGGCGACAGGCCAGGAAAACAGCGGGACAUGUCAGGACAGAGCCGGCCUGAAGCUCGUCAGCAGGCCGCCCUCCUAGCCGGGCCUGGCCACGAGUGGCACUGGCACCGGCACCAGCAAGCAGUGGUGAGCGGCCACUGGAAGUCCCAUCCUGAUCUUCACCCCAUCGCCUGCCGGUGCUGGUUUGUCGCCACCGUCACUGCCCUGUUUUUCGGGCCGGUUGAAGCUGCUCAGAAGGCAGCUGCCACAGCCUGUCCUUGCUACUUAAGAGCAGCUUCCAAGACAGAAAAAGUUCAGGCAAGUUGUCUCCUUCUCAGCCUGAAAUACACAGAGAGCAUGCACACAUCUCACAAUGCUGGGACCUUCUGCGAGGAGAUGCACUGUCUCCUCGCAGAAGAUCCCGGCGCCAUGAGUUUGGCAAGACCUCUUGUGAAGAUAAAUACCCGUGGAGAUCCAUGGGUCCAUUUUGGAGCUUUAUUAGAGACUAGGGAGAAGAUGGAGGGACAACACCCAGCAGAUGCAGACAUUAGAAAAGGCCCCCCAGCUGCUCAGCCUUGGAGCUGUGGGAAGAAUGGGGCAAUUCCUGGACUGAGGAGCCACCAAGAGGCAUCCAAUAGUUCAGAGGUCCAAUGCUGUCACUUCAGAAAAGUGCAGUUUCAGGAGGGGAGCCAUCCCCGAGAUGUUUGCACUCAGCUUCACUACCUUUGUCGUCAGUGGCUGCAACCAGAAAAACACACCAAGGCUCAGAUGCUGGACCUGGUGCUCCUGGAACAAUUCCUGGCUGUCCUUCCCCCAGAGAUGGCAAGAUGGGUGCGGGAGUGUGGAGCAGAGACCAGUUCCCAGGCGGUGUCCCUGGCCGAAGGCUUCUUGCUGACUCAGGAGGAGGAAAACAUGCAAGAAGAGUUGCAGAAAUCCAUGGAAUCUGUGACUGAGUAUCCUAAGAGGGGGAAAGAUUCAUUCAGAUCUUCUCAAGAGCUGCUCUUCAGGGAGAACUUCCAGAAAGAUCAAAGUCAAGAUGCUACUCAAGAGAGUAGAAAGCUGUCUUCGGAGUUAUUAGAGUCAUCUUUUUGUGCUGGAGGAUUAGCUGAACCGCUACUUCAGGGUGUUGUGUCUUUUGAGGAUGUGGCCGUGUAUUUCUCCAAGGAGGAGUGGUCUCAACUGGAUGCUGACCAAAAAGCGCUCCAUGGAGAAGUCAUGCUGGACAAUUCCAGGAAUCUCUUUUCUCUGGGCUUUAAUGGGGGAGAGAAUAAGAAUUGCAAGCCGGAAUGCCAAGCAAUCCAUUUGAAAGGGAGGAAAAGGAAAUUUGUAGAUCAGAUGAAACUAAAGAGUGAUGAAACAAAGCAAUCACAAAGUGGAAUUAAAAAAUGUCUUCCUCGGGUCAGUUGGCUUCGUAACCAUACAAUCAUCGAUAAAGGAGAAGAACGAUAUAAAUCCAUGGAGUGUGGAAAAAGGUUCAAUAAAUCCGAUAAUCUCAUUUCUCAUAAAAUGGCACAUUCAGAAGAGAAACAAUUUACCUGCAUGGAGUGCGGAAAGACCUUCCGUUAUAACUACUCCCUUAUAAUCCAUCAAAAGAAUCACAGAGGAGAAAGACCUUAUCAGUGCAUGGAGUGUGGAAAGACCUUUACUCGUAGCACUCAUCUUAAUUACCACAAGAGGAUCCACACAGGAGAAAGACCCUAUCAAUGCAUGGAGUGUGGAAAGAGUUUUAGGCAGAGGAGUGCUCUGAUUCACCAUAAAACUAUCCAUACAAAGGAGAAGUUAUACCAAUGCAUUGAGUGUGGAAAGACUUUCUGUUAUUCUGAGUCUCUUAUAAUCCAUCAAAGGAUCCACACAGGAGAAAGACCUUAUAAAUGCAUGGAGUGUGGAAAGACCUUUACUUGUAGCAGUCGUCUUAAUGUGCACAAGAGGAUCCACACAGGAGAACGACCUUAUAAAUGCAUGGAGUGUGGAAAGACCUUUAUUUGUAGCAGUCAUCUUAAUUCCCACAAGAAGAUACACACAGGAGAGAAAUCAUAUCCCUGCAUGGAGUGUGGAAAGACCUUUUAUGAUAAUCACUCUCUUAGAAAACAUGAAAGGAAUCACAAAGAACGACCUUAUAAAUGCAUGGAGUGUGGAAAGAGUUUUAGGAAGAGUAAUAAUCUUACCUCCCAUAAUAGGAUCCACAGAGGAGAGAAACCGUAUCAAUGCAUGGAGUGUGGAAAAAUCUUUACUUUUAGCAGUAGUCUUAAUUACCACAAGAGGAUCCACACAGGAGAAAGACCUUAUAAAUGCAUGGAGUGUGGAAAGACAUUUACUCGUAGCAGUAGUCUUAAUUCCCACAAGAGGAUCCACACAGGAGAAAGACCUUUUCAAUGCACGGAGUGUGGAAAGACCUUUACUUGUAGCAGUAGUCUUAAUUCCCACAAAGGGAUCCACACAGGAGAAAGACCUUAUAAAUGUGCGGAAUGUGGAAAGGCCUUUAGGUGGAAUUCUGCUCUUGACUCUCAUAAAAGGAUCCAUACAGGAGAGAAACCAUAUCCCUGCAUGGAAUGUGGAAAGAGCUUUGCUCGUAGUAAUGGUCUUAAUUCCCACAAGAGGAGCCACACAGGAGAAAGACCUUAUAAAUGCAUGGAAUGUGGAAAGAGCUUUGCUCGUAGUAAUGGUCUUAAUUCCCACAAGAGGAGCCACACAAAAGAUGUUUGCAGUGUGGAGAGGGCUUUAGAAAGAGUUGUGAUCUCAAGUCCCAUAAAAGGAUCCAUACUGGAGAAAAAAACACCAUAUGAAUUCAUGGAGUGAGGAGUGAGCUUUGCAAGGAGUAAUGCUUUUACUUGCCAUAGAAACAAUAUCAAUAAAGGGAUUGUGAAAGAGCUUCAAGAGAAAUCCAGGUAAUUAUCGCCUUAUGACUGCAAUUGAGCCCAAACUUUCUGUUUCUAAGUGAGACAGUUAUUAAGUGCGUUUUGCGCUAUUUGACAACUUUACCUGCCACAUUUGUUAAGUGACUCACAAUAGUUGUUAAGUUAGUAAUACUAUUAUGAAAUGAAUCUGGCUUCCUCAUUGGAUUUGUUUGUCAGAAGCUCACAAAAGCAGAUCACAUGACCCAGGAACACUGGAACUGUCAUGAAUCGGUUGCCAAGCAUCUGAAAUUUGAUCAGGUGACCUUGGGGAAGUUGCAACGGUCAUAAAUAUGAAAAAUGGUCAUAAGUCACUUUUUUUCAGUGCUUCUGUAACUUUGAACAAUCACUGAAUGAACUGUAGUAAAUCGACAACUACCUAUAGUUGUCUAAAAUCUACAAGUACCAUUUGAGUAAUAAUUCAAAUAAAUUGUAUACCUUCUUAGAUAUGCAUUCAUAAAUUGCCCUUCUAGUGCAAACCAGAACAAGGUGAAUCCCUAAUCCUGCUUGUGGUUUUUGCAAAGUCCAAAUACUCAGUAGGUGUUCUUUACAUGUAGAAAUAUUCCUGGUUGUUUUUCAUUACAUUGUUCCUGAUAUUCCAAAAUAUCAAACACAAUUAUCAUGUUGUUCUUCAAGUAUCUUUUAGAUUAAAAAAAACCCAACCACAACUUUAUUAGAGGUUAUCUGAUACCUCUUGUUGCUGCCUUAAUAGUUCUGUUGGGCUAAUUAUCUGGGCCUAGCCCCUUCUCUGGCUGUUCUGCCUUUCCCAUUUGUGCUUGUCUGAGGAAGGCUCAAGUGAGAGGUUUGUGAGGGCCGCAUUCUGUUCCUUUAGCACAGUGGUUCUCAACGUUUAUAGUGCUGCGACCCCUUUAAUACAAUUCCCCAUGAUGUGGCGAUCCCUUUAAUACAAUUCCCCAUGAUGUGGCGACCCCGAACCAUAAAAUUAUUUUCGUUUUGAAUUUAUCGCGCCUGAAGCCAUAUUGGCUAGCGAUCUGAACUGCUUGCGAUUGCCUUGAGGACGGAGGCAUUAAAGCGGAGACUCCUCCCCUAUUAAGUUUAUCGCACCUGAAGCCAGAUUAGGCUAGCGAUUGGGAGUGAUUGCAGCUGGCUUGAGAGGGAGACAUCAGAGCAAAGAUUUCUCUCUUUUUUAAUUGAUCACGCCUGAAGCCGAAUUCGGCUAGCGAUUUGAAGAGCCUGCAGCUGGCUUGUGAAGUCAACCAUUGAAGCGCGAAUCUUCAACUCGCAAGUAUACUUCCCAUAUUUCCGAUGGUCUUAGGCGACCCCUGGCAAAUCGUCAUUCGACCCCCAACGGGGUCCCGACCCACAAGUUGAGAACCGCUGCUUUAGCAGAUAAGAUUUGUUUUCAUACACAGUAGUUGUUUAAUGAGCCUCUUGAGUCAGAGCCGAUCCCACCAUUGCCUCCAAUUUGUCAUAGGAUCUUUUUAAACCAGGGAUCACCAACCCCAUCCCACCCCACCCCGGACCAUGGCCUGUUCAGAACUGGGCUGCAGAAGCAGCGAGUGGGCAUCUGCGUGUAGCUCCACUUCCACAGGGGACAGGCUCACGUGGAAAGCUCCAUAUAUGUGAGUGGCAGGUGUGUGAAUCAGCCGCUUCCAGAAAUGAAUUGAGCUCAAAACGUUCAUCAAACGUAUCGGAUUUUAGAAUGUCUCCUUAUAGAGGUUGAGGGGAUGUUUUAUUUUGAAAAGAAUAUCCAAGGUUACAAAAGAGAAACAUAAUGCGCACGUUCUUUCUCUGUAUGUUUUCUUAUACUACAUUUUUAGUAUAUUUGUCGUGUCCCACUCCUCCGCUGACAGCUGGGUCAGGGAAAUCCGAAUCAG
This is a messenger RNA of Ahaetulla prasina, 9074 nucleotides long. RefSeq lists its product as uncharacterized. Gene Ontology annotation, biological process: negative regulation of transcription by RNA polymerase II. Lineage: Eukaryota; Metazoa; Chordata; Lepidosauria; Squamata; Colubridae. The record is from RefSeq and is a predicted model, not a curated record. Gene Ontology annotation, molecular function: DNA-binding transcription repressor activity, RNA polymerase II-specific.